AAGUCUGCAUCAGCUGAUUUUUUUGUUAUGUGGCGAAGUGAAACAAACAAUCUCUCAUUUUGGCGGCGUCGAGUUGCGAACGCUGAUAUUUUCCACUGUGCUCCCAAAAACGUCUCUCCCUUUCUCCCCUCCUUGAAGCUCAACGUUAAUGGCGUCAAAGCUUCUCUUUUCCCACAUUAGCCGGACGCCGGCGCCGAUUCCAGAGAUUCCCCGCCCGGGUUGCUGUUUUCCCAGCCAAAAGUUAACUGCAUCCUCGUCACUAAUUACUCCGGAGACCAAAUGUAGCCGCCUCUCAGUUUCAUCGCCGCCGCCGUUCCAAUUCCCCGGAGAAAAAAGCCAGAUCUUUCUGUCUCCUAGCUGGCUUCCGAGGCAACCCAGUUCGAUCCGAUCUGUAACGGUCAGAUCCAACUUGAGUUUCCCUCUAAUUUCUCCGGACGACAAAUGGGGCAUCUGGACCGCCCUCUUCGCCGCCGGCGCUUUCGGCAUCUGGUCGGAGAAGACCCAAAUUGGAAGCGCACUCAGCGGCGCUCUAGUGAGCACUUUGGUCGGGCUGGCGGCCAGUAAUCUAGGACUCAUUUCUUGCGAAUCGCCAGCUUACUCAAUUGUUCUGAACUUUCUUCUCCCACUGGCAGUCCCUUUGCUGCUGUUCAGAGCCGACUUGCGCCGGGUGAUUCAGUCCACUGGAAAACUACUCCUGGCUUUCCUAAUCGGAUCAGUUGCAACGACGAUUGGAACAGUGGUGGCUUAUCUACUGGUGCCGAUGAAAUCACUUGGCCAGGAUAGUUGGAAGAUUGCAGCUGCUCUCAUGGGAAGACAUAUUGGUGGAGCUGUGAAUUAUGUAGCCAUUGCAGAUGCUCUUGGAGUUUCUCCAUCAGUUCUUGCAGCUGGACUUGCUGCAGACAAUGUCAUCUGUGCUGUGUAUUUCACCACGCUGUUCGCUCUUGCAGCUCGAGUGCCUCCAGAAUCUGCAACCUCUUCGAAUGAUGAUGCCUCAGCUAAUGGUGGCACCGAGCCUGGCGAAAAGCCGCUUCCUGUCAUGCAAGCAGCCACAGCUCUUGCAGUAUCUUUCGCCAUCUGCAAGGCAGGUUCUUACGCCACAAAGUCCCUUGGCUUUCCAGGAGGCAGCUUGCCGGCCAUAACCGCCAUCGUCGUGGUCUUGGCAACUGCAUUCCCUUCCCAAUUCAACUACCUCGCCCCAUCCGGCGAAACCAUGGCCAUGAUUCUCAUGCAGGUGUUCUUCGCGGUGGUUGGUGCGAGUGGCAACGUGUGGUCCGUUGUCCAGACAGCUCCGAGCAUAUUCAUGUUCGCGCUCGUCCAGAUAUCGGUCCAUCUGGCGGUGAUCCUCGCUGUGGGGAGGCUGCUGUUCGACCUCGACCUGAAGCUGCUGCUUCUGGCGUCAAAUGCUAACGUCGGCGGCCCUACCACUGCCUGCGGGAUGGCUACUGCGAAAGGGUGGAACUCCAUGGUUGUUCCCGCCAUUCUCUCGGGUAUUUUCGGAAUCGCCAUUGCCACUUUUCUUGGCAUCGCUUUUGGUUCCAUGGUUCUGAAAUUCAUGUAACUCCUCUGUAUGCCGCUCCUUUUUGUUAAUUCAUCUUACCGGAAAAUUGAAAAACGGAGAGACACAAGUUCAUAGAACAGUUUAAUUCAGACCGGGUACAAAUGUGAUUAUAACUACGUAUAUGAUCAUAAAAUGCACAAAUAAAAUGCACAUGAAAGUAACCAUGUAAUUAGGAUUCUUAUAGGUUAUCCGCUUGAUCGUUCCCCGUUGCUCCGUCGCCAUUAAAACCCCUCCACUGCCGCUACCUUCCUCCAACUGCAGUUCCUUCAUCACCGCCGGCGUAACAUCCUUCUCCACCGCGACCAGCCGGAAACUCCUACCUCCUUCUCUCCCUCGCUGCCAACUCACCGCCACCGACUCUUCAUCCGCCGCCGCCACGACACACAGAUUUUCCCGUCGGCGAAGCUCCCCUGCCAGCAGGGGAGUCGCCGCCGCCACCAGCAUCCUGCUCUUGCUGCAGGCUCCGAAGAUCAAAACGUCUCCCGUGUCGAACAGGAGAAAGAAUCUUCCUCCCCAGAAUCCGAUUCCCUCGCAAACUCUCUUCCCCUCUUCCCCCUCCCGGCAGUAAGUGUAGCUCUCCCACCACAGACGGCCGCGGCGGAACGUGCUGAAACUGUGGUGGCUGUUCACGAUCAAGACGGUCCAGUCCGGACCCGUCGGCGGGGCCGAGAACGCGGCUUUGAUCGGCGGCUGCGGGAAUCGAUCGCGAUUCAGCGGACGGAGUCUCAGCAAGGGAAGGCGGAAGUAGCAAUACGGCCAUGGAAGCAGGGGAUUGAAGCAUCCGAAGAUUGAAUCGGGUAUGGUUUCGUAUCCCACAAGCCACCACCCGCUCGCCCAAUUGUAGAACACGCGUAAGUAGGGCGAGCUCAGUAGCUCCCGAAAUUCGCCGGGGACAUCCUCGCCGACGUGCGAUCCGACGUCGAUAGGGUGACCACGCUUGCCGGAGACAGGGGUCGUCGGCGGCGGGCUGCGGCGACGGCGGAAGCGUGAAUGUGAUGCCAGCUCUUGCACACGCAUCCGAAAUCGGCGCGGUCGGGGGGAAGGAGCUUGAUGUAGAUUGAAUUCAAGAGAUCCCGGCAAAGCUCAUCCCACCGUCGUCGGCGAGGAAGCGACGUUCCUACUUCGCCGGCGGCACUGGUCGCCUGGCGUCUAGUGGCAGUCUUGUAAAUUUUUGGCGGGCAAAGUGGCACACAGAUUGGAAACACCAUUAUUAAUUCUCCAAUCCUACAUUUUCUCUACCGAAUUGUAUAAUUGUAGCUAUAUUGGUAUCGACAAGACAAGC
Molecule: messenger RNA, 2840 nt
Organism: Linum tenue
Lineage: Eukaryota; Viridiplantae; Streptophyta; Magnoliopsida; Malpighiales; Linaceae
Source: the annotation of a GenBank genome assembly